UGAGAGGGGGGAGCUGAUGUACAGAAAAGAGUCAAAAGAUCAACCAAGCGAAAGGCCAUUUGCCGUAACAAACCAUUGACGGUAACGUUAAAACAAGAACGUUAAUAAGUUAUCGUUUUGAUGAUAUCAAUCCUGGACCCUCAAUUCCCACUGUGUAUCUUAAUUGUUGUUCAAUUAUAUCAAUUUUAAGUGUCGUUGUCUAAUCAGUUUUAUAAUUGUAAUUGAAAUAAUUUGUAAAUUGAAAGUGAUUAAGGAAACAACAAACGUUAUAUUUGAAUAUUUUGUGUUUCGAAAACGAUAAUACUUUGGAAAUGCCAAAAUUAAGUGUCAUGUCGUAUUAUUGUUUCGUUCAUUUGUUAAUUGUUAUAACGAUAAUUAAAUUAUCCUCGUGUUUUCCCAGUGGUGCUCCGGCUGAUGCUUGUGAAAAUUUAACACCUCGACACACAGGGACAACCCCGAUAACGGAAAAUUCACCUUACACCUUGAAAGCGAUCACUGGUAACUUUGAAUAUUCCUCAUCAACUGACCAGGGAAUCAAAGUUCGUAUCGAUGGUCCACCUUUCAGAGGCUUUUUCGUCAUCGCAGUUGACGCUAAGACUGGAGAGCGAGUUGGUAAAUGGGCUCAAUUAAAAGGAACCAACACAAUCGAUGCUUGUUCAGGUAUAACUCAUGGUGAUAAUAAGCGGAAAAAAUCAGCGACUCUCCUUUGGAUUCCCCCUGAAAAAGGUUCUGGUGGAAUUAGUUUCAUAGCUACUGUUGUUAAAUCAUUUUCUGAAUAUUAUACACCAAUUACAUCUGAAGCUGAUAAAAAAUGAAAUUCUUAAUUGUGAUCAAGUUAAAUUGGUUAAUUUUUCAACAAUUAAGAAAUAACAUUUUCCUGAUUUUUUUGUUACUCGUUCAUCUUUCAAUUGAUUAAUUACACUAUUAUAUUGACAGUACAUACUCACAAAGAAAUUAACUCUUAAUUGUAAUAAUUGUACCAUAAUAAUCAAAUUUUUAAUGUUAAUCUUUGAUUUAUAUAAUAAAUAUUGGCUCAAAAUCAUUUGCUAUUAAA
Panonychus citri (citrus red mite) is the source of this 1054-nucleotide messenger RNA. Its product is annotated as putative defense protein 3. Lineage: Eukaryota; Metazoa; Arthropoda; Arachnida; Trombidiformes; Tetranychidae. Gene Ontology annotation, molecular function: oxidoreductase activity, acting on metal ions. The transcript is spliced from 4 exons. The record is from RefSeq and is a predicted model, not a curated record. The coding region runs from base 312 to 815 and encodes 167 amino acids.